This is a messenger RNA of Neoarius graeffei (lesser salmon catfish), 6878 nucleotides long. RefSeq names its product ER degradation-enhancing alpha-mannosidase-like protein 3. Gene Ontology annotation, cellular component: membrane; endoplasmic reticulum. The transcript has 20 exons. Bases 688 to 3234 code for a protein of 848 amino acids. Gene Ontology annotation, molecular function: calcium ion binding; mannosyl-oligosaccharide 1,2-alpha-mannosidase activity. The record is from RefSeq and is a predicted model, not a curated record. Lineage: Eukaryota; Metazoa; Chordata; Actinopteri; Siluriformes; Ariidae. Gene Ontology annotation, biological process: carbohydrate metabolic process; mannose trimming involved in glycoprotein ERAD pathway; endoplasmic reticulum mannose trimming.
UAAAUGGCAUGACAUAUAAUCUAAAUGCAUGGUUUACUAACACGAGAUGAAGAUAUGUUCUGGAUUAUUAAUUUAAAAAUGUCGUUUUUAAUUCCACUUCCGCCUUCUGGCAGAGUAAAGAUGGCGUCAAUGUAAAUGGUGUUUUGUGUGGAGACAGGCGCCGGCGAGUCGCUGGAUCAGAUUAGCCGACUCUUUAUGGAAGUAUGUGCUGUUAAGUGAAGUUAGACAUGGAGUAUUUCGGGAAUUUCAUACAGCUGAGGAAAAUUCUCUGGAAUAUUUAUCCAAGAAGGACUUUUCUCACUUCUUUUGUUAGCUAUGAAGGUUCAAGUAGUUAGCCUAGCCAGAUACCGGGUUAGCAAGCUGGCUAAUGUUCUAGAUAGAGCAAAACUAAACUUAUGCUAACUAGCUUUCGAAUUAGGUUAUGCUAGUUUAGAUGGAUACUAUCUACUAGUCGUAAUUUACACUAAUUUUUUGUUGUCGUUUAAUAUAUUUGGCUGGCUUGUGUUCAAAGCUUGUGGCUCUGUUUUAUUGGUCCUUGGCUUGACUGACAGGAAGUUUACUAUGUUAUACUAUAGUAUAAUGCUUUAAUUGUGCACUUAAUUAAACCGAGUUUAGCAAAGAAGGUUCUAGAAAGAGGAAGAAAAAACCAGUUUCCCUUCACGGUCAGUGGGACAAAAUCUGAUUUUAAUGGAUAAAAUAGGUGUGAAAGAGACCUUCAGCUGCUUGGUCAUGGUUCUUCUGGCUGUUGCUCUCUUGAGUGGCAUUUUGUAUGGAGUUGCUGCUCAAGAAGGUCAGACCAUGUCUGCUGAGGAAAAGUCCAAAAUCAGGGAACAAAUUUUGGAGAUGUUUGAUCAUGCUUAUGGCAGUUACAUGAAACAUGCAUACCCAGCUGAUGAGCUGAUGCCACUGAGCUGCAGAGGGAGGGUUCGAGGGCUGGAGCCAAAUCGUGGAGACAUCGAUGACACUCUGGGAAAGUUCUCUCUGACACUCAUUGACACUUUAGACACACUAGCGCUGUUGAACAGGGUGGAGGAAUUCGAAGAGGCUGUGAAGAAGACUGUAACAGACGUCCGACUGGACAAUGACGUGGUGGUGUCUGUUUUCGAGACCAACAUCCGUGUGCUGGGAGGACUGUUGGGGGCGCACGUGAUGGCUGACCUGCUAAAGCAGAAGGGAAGGGGGAUGCAAUGGUACAGAGAUGAGCUGCUGCACAUGGCCAAAGACCUCGGCUACCGCUUACUGCCUGCCUUUAAUACCACCAGUGGCCUUCCGUACCCAAGGGUGAACUUGCGCUAUGGGGUUCUGAACCCUUUGUCCCGCACCGGCACUGAGACAGACACCUGCACUGCCUGUGCCGGGACCAUGAUCUUGGAGUUUGCUGCACUAAGCCGGCUUUCGGGGGAGUCUGUGUUUGAGGAACAUGCACGGAAAGCUCUGGAUGUCCUCUGGGAGAAGAGGCAAAGAGGAAGUAACCUUGUAGGCACAGUCAUCAACAUCCAUAAUGGAGAUUGGGUCCGCCGAGAUAGUGGUGUUGGUGCUGGAAUAGACUCUUACUAUGAAUACUUGAUGAAGGCGUACAUUCUGCUGGGAGACAAUGUAUACCUCGAGAGAUUUAACACUCACUACAGUGCCAUAAUGAAGUACAUCAGUCAACCGCCUCUGCUGCUCAGCGUGCACAUGCACAACCCCACGGUGAACGUGCGCAGCUGGAUGGACUCCCUACUGGCCUUCUUUCCUGGACUGCAGGUUCUAAGGGGAGAUCUGAAGCCUGCUAUAGAGACGCAUGAAAUGCUUUAUCAAGUCACCAAACAGCACAAGUUUCUUCCUGAGGCUUUUACCACCGAGUUCAGAGUUCACUGGGGUCAACACCCUCUGCGGCCAGAGUUUGCCGAGAGCACUUACUUUCUUUACAAGGCUACAGGUGACCCGUAUUACCUCAAAGUGGGCCAGUCUAUAGUUGAGAAGCUAAACACGCACGCGCGGGUUCCCUGUGGCUUUGCUGCAGUGCAGGAUGUAAGGACCGGUACACAUGAGGACAGGAUGGACUCCUUCUUCCUGGCUGAGAUGUUCAAGUACCUCUAUUUGCUCUUCUCUGAGAAGAGUCAUUUGCCUUUUGAUAUCGAUGACUAUAUCUUCACCACCGAGGCUCAUCUGCUCCCGGUCUCUCUGUCUAAUGCACAGACUCCCUGUAAAGGCAACAGCACGGGCCUUUACACUGCUCCCGAGGAGGACAUAUUUACAUAUGCUUGCCCCAGUGCUCAGACCCUGUUCCCUAAUAACCCCUCCUUUGCCAAGACCAUCAGGGACCGUUACAAAUACCUCACUGGGGUUGGUAGACCACCCCAUACCUCUUCUGUCAGGGGGAUCGAGCUGCCUCUUCAUGACUCUGGAAUUGAGCCGGUCGAGUUCCUGAAAAGCAUGGGUAUCUCUCUUACACCUCUUGCAGAAAUCGCAGCGGCCAGCGGUGGCUCGGUGACCCAGGACACCCAGAAAGGCGUAUUUAGAGUAAAGCUGGUAGCCGAGGUCAGCCAUACACCUGAAGAAGAGUUGGUGGUGCCACUCAUCGUGCAGCUCAUCUCCCCUCCAUUUUUGGGCAGAACGGUCCUGACAGCAGGACCAGCUAAAUUUGGAAUGGACCUUACCAAACAAGAGCAUGGGGUCAAGGGUAGUAUAGUGAAGAGCAUUCCAUAUACAGCAUGUGGACAAAUAGAGAAUGCAUUCGAGCUGCAGGGCCACAUAGCUGUAGCUCUGAGAGGAGACUGCAUGUUUGCUGCUAAAGCUCGACGAUUACAGCAGGCGGGGGCCAUCGGAGUCAUCUUUAUCGACCAACGAGAGGACAGCAGCAGUGCUGAAACCCCUCUGUUCCAGAUGGUGGGAGACGGAGAGUCUACAGAGGACAUCACGGUGCCACUGGUCUUUCUGUUCAGCCGAGAAGGGGCCAUCCUGACUGCUGCCCUACAGAAGCACCAUAACAUAGAUGUCCUCCUUCUGCCUAAGGAGAGGCAGCUGGGGAAGGAGAAACUGAACAUCAAGUUCCGGCUGGCCAAAGAGAACGAGCAUGAGGUGAUGGUGGGAGAUAGAAAUACCAUCCGGCUGGUGCUGGAAGGAAAGAUGGAGCCUGAGGUAGAAGCUGAGCAAGACGCAGCGUCCCAAUCCCAGUACAGGGUGUUCUCUGCAGGGGAAAACCAGGAGUCCUGCAGUGCACAACACAAAAAUCUCAAGAAUGGCCCAUGAUGCUGGAGUCAGAUUAGUGCCACGGCCUCUUCGUUCAUGCCCAGGCUGCUGCUAGCUUGUGGCUGAUCCAGGAUCAGAGAAUACAGCAAGACCUGGUCCCAGCUGAUCGACCACGGAAUCUCACGUGGACUGGACCGAAUUCUCCUCUCUUAUAUUGAAGAAUGGAGUUUCACUGGUGUAAUUUGUAGCUAUUGGGACAAUGUAUGGUAUAGAGCAAAGUAGGAGAGGUAUGCAAGGUUGUAGUCCUACUUUCUUAUCUACUGCCAUGACACACAUGCACUGUAGUGUUUGGGAUUGAUUCAUCUAAGUGGUUAAGAGGUGCACAAUGGGCAGUGAGCUACAGUAGGACACACUCGGGCUGCAACAGUCCCUUUUUUUUUUUUUUUUUCCCAGUCGCAUUUAAUUUCUGUCAUUUAAGGAUUUUUUUUUUUUUUGUCUGUCAGAUGAUUGUAGAAAGGGUUCCAUGGGAACAGCAAAGGAUUUGUUCAGCGUUCUGUUUAAUUGUUUACUUAUUUUAAUGAGGAUGCUUGAAAUCCACACCACUAUGACUAAGGUCACCUAAGACCAAGUCAGAAACGUCAGUGUUGAAUACAUAGGGAACAUAAUGGUUACACACACAGGGAAGAAUGGGCCAGCACGAUGAACUUUUUUUAAGUUCAAGCACAUUUUAUUUUUCGAUACGGAAAUCAGGGAAAUUAAAGUCCUAAGACUUGAACAUGUGCGUACAGAACGUCAUGAGGUGUAUCUGUAAAGGCUUCAAUGUUCUUUACACUAUGGACUGCCCUUGUGCCAACAUUUGGUUUGUGGGUUUGUGUCCAGCUCACAAACCACUAAUACAUUUUGUUCCUGUCUCACAGAAUGAAUGAUGACUGAAGUUUUUGGUGUUCAGGUAAUUGAUGUUUGUUUGUUCUCAGACUUGUAGCAGUUCAGUUUGAUUUGAUCCUUUUCCAGCAUUAGGCGGUUCCUGGUUUACUUUUACUCCCUUCCGUUGUACGUCCUCGUGUUAAACACUAUAAAUUUGCCAUUACUUUGGUGAGACCUAGAUCAGGGGUAUACAACUAAAAUUUAUAAGGGUUCAGUUCCAGAACAUUCUUUAUUUAGUUGUAUAUCCAGGCCUUUCUAAGGUGGCUGAAUGGUGGUGAUUUUAGUAAGUUUAUUGCUGUAAAUAAGACGAUUUAGAGUGGAUAUGUUGUUGCAUAAUGGCACUUUAUUCCACUUUUAACUAGCCUUGUGGACCUUGAACAGAUGAAACAAAUCUUUUGUUCUUUAAGUUGUUUUUGUCACCCCACUUUUUUUUUUUUUUUUUAAUUAAACAAGCCAUGUUCACUAUAACGGUAUGUUAGAGCCCUUGUAGGUUUAAAAAAAAAAAAAAAAAGGCGGAUAUGGGGAGUAAUAUUCUGAGAAAAUAAUUAAUGUCUUACAUUUAUGAGGGGAAAAAAACCCUCAGGUGUUCUCGGAGAUUUAUAAAGUCAUGAAAUUGCAAAGAAAAAAAUUUUGAAGAUUAAGAAGUCAGAAAUUUAUGAGUCAGAACCAGAUCACGUCACUGUGCAAUACAGGAUCAACAUCUCAGAAUAUUAUCCCAUUUCAGGUGUUUUUUUUUUUUUUUUAAAUAAAUAAAUGCCGGGCGGCACGGUGGUGUAGUGGUUAGCGCUGUCGCCUCACAGCAAGAAGGUCCUGGGUUCGAGCCCCAGGGCCGGCGAGGGCCUUUCUGUGUGGAGUUUGCAUGUUCUCCCCGUGUCCGCGUGGGUUUUCUCCGGGUGCUCCGGUUUCCCCCACAGUCCAAAGACAUGCAGGUUAGGUUAACUGGUGACUCUAAAUUGACCGUAGGUGUGAAUGUGAGUGUGAAUGGUCGUCUUUGUCUGUGUGUCAGCCCUGUGAUGACCUGGCGACUUGUCCAGGGUGUACCCCGCCUUUCGCCCGUAGUCAGCUGGGAUAGGCUCCAGAUUGCCUGCGACCCUGUAGAAGGAUAAAGUGGCUAGAGAUAAUGAGAUGAGAUAAAUAAAUGCCUACAGUGGCUCUAAUACCCUAUUGUAGUUCACGGCGCCGACCAGAGAUGGUGAAUAAAAUGAAAACUGAUGGAAAUCCUGUGGGGAAGAAAAAAAACAAAACAAAAACACCUCUCUUCAGAGAUCAUGUCUCCAGCCCUGUAGCUCAUCUCUGGUCUGAUGAGCUGCCUUCAGCUAAAUAAAUAACACGCAUGCAUAUGAUUUUUUUUUUUUUUUUUUUUUUUUUUGAAUAAGCCACAACAGAGGGCUGAACUACAGCCCUCAGUAUUCCUACAGGAUUUCUUCAAGUGUUUGUUUGUGGUCCCCUGAAACAACAUUGGGUCCAGAUCACGUUCAACCACUUGACGGCCCCUACACUAGAGGACAGGAGUAGAUCAGGCAUUCAGCAGCUGUUCUAAUUACCAACAACUGUGUGUGUUUGUGUGUACAUGUUCAUAUGCUUGUGUUCUGUAUGAAUCUGAAACCAGGGAACGAUCAAACGGUACCAUUAGUGGUAGAGCUUUGUCGGUCUCAUUUGUAACAUGGAUAAGCAGAAAUUGUGGAACACACACGGAGACGAUUUUCAUUCAGCAGCCUUUCUUGUUUCCUGCCUACCUGAGAAUACAAUACUACAGAAAAUUGGAUCUGUGCAGUAUAUUCUUAAUUAACACUUGCAUCCUGACGUAUGGAUGGGAUUGGAUUGCUGUAUUCCUGCAGCUGUUCUCAAGUGAAUGCCAUCCUGUGUUUCCAUAAAGGACUUGAUGACUAUUUUAUUAUUCAGAGUUGACUCAUAAUGUAUAAAAGAAGAUCUUUUAUUCCUUAAUAUAUUUUAUAUAUCCGAGACGAUGUUGCUGUAACUGGGGAAUGUUGGUUUUUAAAGGCAAGGUGAGAUGCUGAGGCAAGUGCCAGUGUGAGGAGAGACCCCCUUUUUAUUUUAUUUUUUUUCCUCCCCCUUCCUUCUCAGGUCAGUCCUUUUUAAAUAUUUUAGUAAUCCUCAGUUCUUACACUAUCAUUAGUGUAUUUGCUACUCAAAUGAAAUCAAGGUCACUUUAUAAGGGGUGGAGAAAAAGAAAAAUGGAUUUGAUGGAAAAAAAGGUUAAAAUAAAUUUUUUAAAAAGGUGAUUUUAAUAAAAAUCACGUUUUGAUUCGAUUAACACCGUGAUUGAUUGAUUUAUUGCUAUGUUCUGUCUUUUAUCAUGUAUCAUUUGUACCACAAAACGGCUCACAGCUGAUUUAUUCUAAAGUUUGCAGAAACCUGCUGUAGGUGGCGUUGUAUGAAUAUUAAAUGAUGUGUACACAAUUAGGUUUGCAUUUUGAUAGUUGUGAUUCGGAACUGCAUAUAACAUGGUAAAAAUGUGCAUUCUUCCUGAAACUUAAGGAUGCGAUUCAAGAACAAGGACGGUGAGGUUUCAGAAGGCGGGAUUCCCAAGACGAGACCCUGCUGAUGAAGUGAGCUUGGUCACUGGUGAGGAAAAAGGUUGCUGACGCAAGGUGUGGAUUGUUGAAUAUUCAUACUCCUAUGUGGUCAUGAGUUUAGCUGCUUAACAAUGUAAAACGCUUCACAAAUGAACCUACUGUCGUAUACCAGAACUUUACAUAUAUUCUAUGGAAUAUUCUAUGGUACAAUGGUGGUGGGAGUCAACCUUUCAACAAGUACAC